CCUCAGUCUUGAGUCUUACUCAUCAGCCAUGCAGCACCUUUCUUCUAUUAUACUCGCUGUCUAUUUUUCGAUAUGCCUCAGCAUAGGGGACAUUAGGAUGACACCAAGGAUCACCCAUCAACCAAGAGAUAUUAAAAAUUUUCGGCUGCCCCAGGAAGAGCCAUAUGCAGUAUAUCACCUCUCCCAUCAGGACUCUUUGUAUGUGGGGGGCCAGGAGAUUCUUUAUCACUUUGAUUUCAAAGAAAAUGCAACAAAACGGACGGAGAUUAAAGCUGAAAAUGCAAACUGUCGGAAGGCAUAUUGUAAAAAUUAUGUGACACUUGUGGCACAGUUGGAGGGAAAACUUCUUGUCUGUGGCACCAACUCAUACAAGCCAACCUGCUGGAGCCUAAAUAAUGGCACCCUGCAUAAACGCAAUGACCUGACUGAAGAAUUCUCCCCACAAAUUCCAGGAACCAAUUAUAAUGUUUUGAUUACAGGAAAUGAAACAUAUUCCACAGUCAUCCGGCAGACAAACAAUGGGUUCGCCAAGAAACCCAGAUUUCACAAGAUUUAUGGGAGUCGACCAUUAUUAUACACAGGAGAUUAUUUUAUGAGAAACCCUCAUUUUGUGAAGUCCAUGGUGGUGGAGAAAGAAGACAAAGACCAAGAUAAAAUUUUACUCUUCUUCAGAGAGGACAACGUUCAAACUCGCACUUCAGAGAAAAGCCUGUCCAUGGUGGCUCACAUAUGUAAGGGGGAACAAGGUGCACAGAACACCAAUAGUUACAAUAUGUUUAGUACUGCACUGAAAUCACGACUUGUAUGCGGGUCUAUCCAGAAGGGACAGUAUUUUCCUGUCCUCCAGGAUGUUUUUCUGCUUAAAAGCAGGACAGGAAAUCUGAUAUAUGGCUUGUUUACUAAUGCAUGGAAUCAUAGUGCAGUCUGUUUAUACAGUCUGUUGGACAUUGAGAAUGUCUUCAGCACUUCCACUUUGUUUGAAUCUGAGAACAACAACCUGCGUGUACGCCCAGGGACGUGCCUUCCAUCUGGAGGACACACUCCAGAGGACACCUUUACAGAGGUUUCCAAACACCCUGAGCUGACAGAUUGGGUGGAACCAAAGGGAAGGGAUGUAGUUUUCCAGACCCUAAGUCACUACACAAGAUUUGUGGUGGAUGAAAUAACAGGAGACGGGGAGACCAACAGGGUUAUAUUUCUGGCUACAGAUAAUGGGACUGUACACAAGAUUGUAGAGUUGGGUGAUGGAGCCACGAAUAUACAAGAGAUUCGUCUAUUCUCGAAGUCAGAAAAAAUUCUUUACCUUGAGCUGGAGCCAACAAAACAUGCGCUUUAUGUGGGCACUGCCACACAAGUGGUCAGGCUACUCGUGGAUGACUGUACAGCGUACAACCAAGACUGCGAGAGCUGUAUCCGGGCGAGGGAUCCCUAUUGUGGCUGGGAAAAUGGGAGCUGUAGGUCUGUCCUGAGAAACAAAAGGAGUUUGCAGAAUAUCACACAUGGAGCUCGUGUGAACUGCAUCCAGCAACGAAGCCGAGUAUUGCCUCAGACUCCUUUUUCUGAGGGCUAUAAUGAUACUCGUUACUUUUUGACCUGCCCAGCCGUUUCGAAGCAUGCCACAUAUAGCUGGAGAUAUGGAGACAUUGAAAUAAGUGGCUGUACCCCACAUAAUGGUGUUUGUGCUCUGCUGUUUGACAAGGUCACAGAUUUUGGAGAGUACCAGUGCAUAGAACAGGAACAAGAAACUCAGAGAUUGGUGUCCAGAUUUCUUCUGGUGAUGGAGAAUAGGGGAACCCCCAGGCUUCCUACUGGUCUGUGGGCAUUUGUCACACUUUUAGUUUUGUUUUAUAUGUGACACCACUUUCAACAAAUUCGCACUGGAUUUGGCCUGUUUUCAUGUUGCUGCCCUUGAAACAUUCUAUUGCUAAGAAAGUCACUUCUCACUGGAUAAGGAGUAGCGGCUUGCACGGAGAGUGCUGAACUGAUGGAACAAUUCAUGGACGUGGACAAGCCUGAUGCUCUCAAAGCUUUUAGUUUAACUUCUUUCAACCCGUUGUUACAUAUGCUGUUCUAUCACCUUAAUCUAAAUUGUUGUCCUUUCUUAGCAGUAUUUAUUUUUAUUUAAGCCGUUACAUUGUUAAUUCCAUAUUACAAACAUAGAAUAUUCUUAAUUACUCUUGACUAUAAAUAUGAAAGUUUUGUUCACAGAUUCAUAGGAAUUCCAUGAUUAAAAGUUCAAGAUUCUUUAUUAUUAUUAU
Spea bombifrons (plains spadefoot toad) is the source of this 2258-nucleotide messenger RNA. RefSeq names its product semaphorin 7A (John Milton Hagen blood group) (gene SEMA7A). Gene Ontology annotation, biological process: axon guidance; positive regulation of macrophage cytokine production; positive regulation of axon extension. The transcript is spliced from 14 exons. Gene Ontology annotation, molecular function: integrin binding; semaphorin receptor binding; chemorepellent activity. NCBI's taxonomy places the organism in Eukaryota, Metazoa, Chordata, Amphibia, Anura, Pelobatidae. The record is from RefSeq and is a predicted model, not a curated record. Bases 29 to 1855 code for a protein of 608 amino acids.